UCUGAUGGCUAACAAGUUGGAUACAGCAAUGUGGAUUUCCCGCUUGUUCACAGUUUACUGCUCAGCUUUAUUUGUCCUGCCUCUUCUAGGGUUGCAUGAAGCAGCAAGCUUUUAUCAGCGUGCCUUGCUGGCAAAUGCUCUUACUAGCGCACUCCGACUACACCAAAGGCUACCGCACUUUCAGCUUAGCAGGGCGUUUCUGGCCCAGGCUUUGCUGGAGGACAGCUGCCACUACCUGUUGUACUCUCUUAUCUUUGUGAAUUCCUACCCUGUUACAAUGAGUAUUUUUCCAGUUCUACUGUUCUCUUUGCUUCAUGCUGCCACAUACACAAAGAAGGUUCUUGAUGCACGAAGUUCAAAUAGUCUGCCCUUUCUGAGAAAUCUUUUAGAGAAACUGAGUGCUAAUCAACAGAAUAUUCUAAAAUUCAUUGCUUGCAAUGAAAUUUUCCUGAUGCCGGCUACAGUUUUUAUGCUCUUCAGUGGGCAAGGGAGUCUGCUCCAGCCAUUCAUUUACUAUAGGUUUCUUACUUUACGCUACUCCUCUCGGCGAAAUCCUUACUGUCGGACUCUCUUCACUGAGCUGAGGAUCGUUGUUGAACACUUAAUAAUGAAGCCCUCAUGCCCUGUUUUUGUGAGAAGACUAUGCCUCAGCAGCAUUUCCUUUAUAAGCAGAUUGGCACCAACUGUUGCAUAGCCAAAUUUCAGGCACUUGUGUUUUGUGAACGUUAUGAGCAGCUGGCACUUCUGCUGCUGAUAAUAAAAUUCCUGGUUUUACACUGAUCUCA
Messenger RNA from Tauraco erythrolophus (red-crested turaco), 785 nucleotides. NCBI's taxonomy places the organism in Eukaryota, Metazoa, Chordata, Aves, Musophagiformes, Musophagidae. The record is from RefSeq and is a predicted model, not a curated record.